AAUACCGUUGAAGGGAGAGCUCUUCAAACACGCCAUAAAGCUCCGUUUGGUUGCUGAGAAAAAGUGAGGGAAAAUAAAAGAAAGUUACAAUCUUGACAUUUACAUCCGUAUUGAUUGUGUUUUAGUCCAUCCUGAAAUCCCUACUCAAUAGCAUCAGGCAACCACAGGGCUAGAAAGCGGAAAGAGCGCAGAAUAGAAUAUAGUGGAUACAUCAUCUUCUUUUCUUUUAUUUUAAUUUCUACAGACGAAGAAGAUCCGAAGAUCACAUGCUCUCAAAGCUACCCACUAACCUUCCACCUCAUCUGAAUCUAAAGAUCAUCAAGAAAUUCACUUAUAAUGGGGAUUUAGGACGUGCACGCCAGUUGUUUGACACAAUUUCUGAACCAGAUUUGCUUUCAUGGACUGUCUUAAUAGAUGCAUACACAAAGCAUGGUUUCCCAAAGGAAGCAAUAAAACUCUAUGCGGAAUUUCAUAAAAGGAAUGUCCAACCGGAUAAGUUGCUACUUUUAUCUGUUGCCAAGGCAUGCUCUGCUUCAAUGGAUAUUAACAAAGCAAAAAAGAUUCACGAAGACUCAAUCAAAUUUGGGUUUGGAUCAGAUCUUCUUCUGGGUAAUGCCUUGAUUGAUAUGUAUGGUAAAUGCAGAUACUCGGAAGGUGCGAUAAAAGUUUUUGCUUGUUUGCGAGUAAAAGAUGUGAUUUCAUGGACUUCUAUUGCUUCUUGUUAUGUGAACUGUGGGCUGCCAAGGGAGGCUCUUCGGUCCUUUCGUGAGAUGGGUUUACGUGGUGUGAGACCCAAUUCAAUUACACUUUCUUCCAUUCUUCCGGCCUGCUCAGAGUUGAAGGAUUUGAGUUCUGGUAGAGAGAUUCACGGUUUUGUUGUGAGAAACGGAUUGGGGGACAAUGUAUUUGUGAGUAGUGCUCUUGUAAACAUGUAUGCUAGUUGUUUGAGCAUCACACAAGCGCAGUUGGUAUUUGAAAACAUGUCUCAACGUGACAUUGUCUCCUGGAACGCGAUAAUAACAGCAUAUUUUUUAAACAGAGAAUGUGAGAAGGCUCUUUGUCUAUUCCACCGAAUGAGAACUGGAGGGGCCAAGUUGAACCGUGCUUCCUGGAAUGCUGUUAUUGGUGGGUGUAUGCAAAAUAAUCGACCCAGAGAAGCACAAGAGAUGCUCGCCCAAAUGCAAGAUUUGGGAUUCAAACCUAAUCAAAUCACGAUUACUACUUUGUUACCUGCCUGCACAACUUUAGAAAGCUUGAGAGGAGGCAAGGAGAUUCAUGGGUAUGUAUUUAGGCAUUGGUUUUUUGAUGAUGUAACAGCCACAACUGCUCUGGUUCUCAUGUAUGCUAAAUGUGGCAACUUGGAACUUGCUCAUAGCGUUUUUAAUAUGAUGCCCAGAAGGGAUGCUAUUGCUUGGAGCACAAUGAUUUUUGCAAACUCAAUGCAUGGGAACGGUGAGGAAGCCUUGUCACUAUUUCAUAGAAUGUUAAACUCAGGAAUCAAACCCAAUGCUAUGACUUUUACUGGUGUUUUGUCUGGUUGUAGCCAUUCACGACUUGUUGAUGAAGCUUUCUCAAUUUUUCACUCGAUGAGUAGGGACCACUUGAUUGAACCUGAUGCCGAGCACUAUUCAUGCAUGGUUGAUGUACUAAGUCGAGCUGGUUGCCUAGAAGAGGCAUAUGAGUUCAUCCAAAAAAUGCCUAUAGAACCAAAACCUGGCGCUUGGGGAGCCAUGCUUGGUGCUUGUAGAGUAUAUAAGAAUGUUGAUUUGGGACGGCUUGCAGCAAAGCGAUUGUUUGAGAUUGAACCAAACAACCCUGGAAACUAUGUUCUAUUGUCCAACAUCUUUGUUUCUGCCAAAUUAUGGGGUGAGGCCUCAGAGACUAGGAAACUAAUGAGAGACAGAGGAAUUACAAAAAUACCUGGUUGUAGUUGGGUGCAAGUGAGAAAUAAAGUACACACUUUUGUUGUUGGUGAUAAAAGGAAUGAUCAAAGCGAUAAGAUUUACAGAUUUUUGGAUGAAUUGGGUGAGAAGAUGCGAUUAGCAGGGUAUAUGCCUAAUACUGAGUUUGUUUUGCAAGAUGUGGAUCAAGAGGAGAAAGAAGAUCUUUUGUGCAAUCAUAGUGAAAAACUUGCUGUUGCUUUUGGGAUACUUAAUUUGAAUGGGGGUUCAUCAAUUCGGGUAUUUAAGAACUUGAGGAUAUGUGGAGACUGUCAUAAUGCUAUCAAGUUCAUUGCCAAGAUUGUGGGUGUGCAGAUUAUUGUGAGAGAUUCUCUGAGGUUUCACCAUUUCAAGGAUGGGAUUUGUUCCUGUCAAGAUUUUUGGUGACCACUAGAUCUAUUUUACAGGGAGUUGUGAUACAGGGAGAGAUCGAGUCAAGUGACAUGAUAUAGAUGAUGCUCAGGGCGAUGUGCAUGAUCAGGAUUGCCAUAUCUGAAAGCGCACAUAGACUUGUCUAUGUUUUCGAGUCUCUGUAAAAUGAGCUUUUCUGGGGACAAGACAAUUAGUAGAUCAAAGUGGAGCUGGAACGUGGGGAAGGGGUGGAAAACCAAAAAUUUUCCUUAAUCAUGGAACAGUAGCUGAAGACAGAGCCGAGAUGGUGGUGGAUUACAAAACAUGAUUAUACCCUGUUGACUAGACUCUGGAAGGCGUCCACAUGCUAUGUAACUUUUAACAUAUACAAUCGAACACCAAGGUACACAACAUUGCAAACAGAUUUAGAAUAAAAUGAUGAUGCCAAUUCCUUUAUCAUGAUAAGUUGUUAAACAGUGUGUGCUAUUGAGAUUGCCCUUAACAAGAGAGUCCAUAUAUUGGUUGUACUUCUUAUUUAAUGUUUAUUGAACAUUUUGUACUUUGUACAAAAAACUAUUGCAGCUUGUUUAAAAUGUUUAAUUUUGCCUUUGAA
Molecule: messenger RNA, 2904 nt
Organism: Camellia sinensis
Lineage: Eukaryota; Viridiplantae; Streptophyta; Magnoliopsida; Ericales; Theaceae
Product: pentatricopeptide repeat-containing protein At1g20230
Biological process (GO): RNA modification
Molecular function (GO): protein binding; zinc ion binding; RNA binding
Source: RefSeq, a predicted model, not a curated record